Messenger RNA from Marchantia polymorpha subsp. ruderalis, 2069 nucleotides. The record is from the annotation of a GenBank genome assembly. NCBI's taxonomy places the organism in Eukaryota, Viridiplantae, Streptophyta, Marchantiopsida, Marchantiales, Marchantiaceae.
UCUUCGUCCGCUGCUGAGUUCGCCCGUUCGAGCAAGCAGGGGAGGGAGGGAGGCAGGGAGGCAGGAGUGAGCAGGAUGGUUGGAAUUCGGAGCCGGGGGGAUUGCGGUCGACGAGUGCAGGCCUCUGGGGCCUGGAAGGCAGCAGGUUGUUGAUGGUGUGUUUGUCGUUUGUAUUUUUUGUUGCCCGAUUUCGUUGGGGCUGCUCCAGGAGGCUGCGGGGGACGGAGGGAUUCCGGCAGCCAUUCGAGCUGAGGAGGUUCAUUAAUGGUUGUUUCGUUGGUGAAGUUGCAAUGGAAUGAGGCGGCUCGCGAGAAUGUCUCACGGGAGAAAGAAGCCGUCGUGCCUUUGAUGAGGAGAAUCCUGAUGCGCGAAAGAGGUUGAGGGUGGAUGUAGCCACCGCUGGUAUCGCGGUUGCUGGCCAUUCCGGACGAAUCCCGUUCACAGCAAUGGAAGGGAUUGGAUCUCGUGUUUGAUUGACGACGAGAGUUCCCACGCUUUUGAAGCUCAUUAGUUUGUCUGUUAGCAGUCUGCGGGAGUUCUUAGACAGACCAACUAUCGUGGGAAAAAAAUUGGUCUCGAGUUUGAAACCAGCCAUUGAAUCUUGUACAACGCAUUGGUGCAAUGCAUCGGUCAAUAUGGCUGGUUACGGGACGAUUAGGGUUUGGGUUAGGAGAAAUCAUGGGGCGAGUUCUCUCUGGGAGAGGCAUGUGCAUGGCUGUCGCCUUUGACGAUGAUUCAUUGAUGUGCACUUCUACCACCGGUGGAAACAAGAAAGUGCCCUUCUGGGUUCCCUUCACUGCGAGUCCAUCACAGGGCCCUCUCCUGCCAUCUUCUUUUAAGCAAGCAAAUUCGACGGCAGUGAAGAUCGACGGCAGGGCUAUCGCGUAUGACAUCAAAAUGACAUUGUCUAAGCAGGUGGCAUGGAUGAACGAAAAAGUGGGGACAGUUCCUGGUUUAGCAAUGGUUCGCGUUGGAGAUCGCAAGGAUUCAGAGCUGUAUGUACGAGUCAAAGAAGCCGCAUGCGACGAAGUGGGCAUCAAGUCAUAUGUCACUCAUCUUUCCGGGUCGGCUUCAGAAGACGACGUGCUCGAAGUGAUUCAGAGAUACAACCAGGAUUCGCGAGUGCAUGGCAUACUUGUACAGCUGCCUCUACCUAGCCAUAUUCAUACAGAUACUGUCCUAAAUGGUGUAAGCUUGGAGAAGGACGUGGAUGGGUUAAACCCUGUGAAUGUCGGUAGACUAGCCGGUCUCAGUAAUCUGGAUCCGACUUUUGUUCCAUGCACACCACUCGGUUGUCUAGAGCUUUUACUUCGUUAUGGAGUUGAUGUGGAGAAGAAGCAGGCAGUCGUUAUUGGAUGCAGCAAUGUUGUAGGAUUUCCUACCGCUAUUCUGUUACAGAAACAUAAAGCAUCAGUGACAAUUGUGCAAGUAGACACACCGAACCCAAUGGAAGCCACAAAGAACGCUGAUAUUGUUGUUUCGGCAACAGGAGUGCCUCAACUGGUUAGAGGUGAUUGGUUGAAACCAGGGGCAAUUGUAAUUGACGUGGGAACUACUGCUAUUGAGGAUCCCGAAAUGGAAUCAGGCUUCCGCGUGAUUGGAGACGUCUGUUUUGAGGAGGCAGAAAGGGUUGCAUCGGCUAUUACGCCCGUCCCUGGUGGAGUGGGUCCUAUGACAACUGCAAUGCUGCUCUCAAAUACUCUUAAGGCAGCUCAGAGAAGAUUCGGUCUUACAAGCAGAUAACAUAGUAGGUUGUGCUCUUGUUUUUCCUCCGUAUGUCGUAUGUCGCAUGUGUAUAAUCACAGAGGACUGGUGUAGCUUAAUUUAUUCAAUUUGAAAGAAAGUAGAAUACUUUAUCACGUAUAUUAUUGAACUUUUAUUAUGCGAAUGAAAAUUCUGCUGGGCUUCUGUGGCUGUACUCUCACUCUUGGAGAAGAGUAUACACAACAUUUCAAGCCUCCCUUGUAUUAGUAUCAACUUCAUCUUCAUAUCCUUGUAUUCAUAAUCAUGCGAGUUUUUCGGAUCUCCAAAAAAAGUCGAAAAGUUAAUCGAAGCAAACUAUUUCAUCU